Messenger RNA from Myotis brandtii (Brandt's bat), 2659 nucleotides. RefSeq names its product secretion associated, Ras related GTPase 1B (gene SAR1B). Gene Ontology annotation, cellular component: COPII vesicle coat; endoplasmic reticulum exit site. Gene Ontology annotation, biological process: vesicle organization; intracellular protein transport; endoplasmic reticulum to Golgi vesicle-mediated transport. The record is from RefSeq and is a predicted model, not a curated record. Lineage: Eukaryota; Metazoa; Chordata; Mammalia; Chiroptera; Vespertilionidae. The transcript has 7 exons. Bases 135 to 731 code for a protein of 198 amino acids. Gene Ontology annotation, molecular function: GTPase activity; GTP binding.
GGGCCCGGAAGGAGUUGACGGGAGCUGGGGCAGCGGCAGCCAUCGCGCUUAGCUGUUGGGUUUCGGAGGGUGUAGGGCUGACGCCAAUUAAGGAAUCGCGUUCUCUCCAAUCGCAGACCCUGUAAGAUUUGGAUAUGUCCUUCAUAUUUGACUGGAUUUAUAGUGGUUUCAGCAGUGUGCUACAGUUUUUAGGAUUAUAUAAGAAAACUGGUAAAUUGGUAUUUCUUGGAUUGGAUAAUGCAGGAAAAACAACAUUGCUACACAUGCUAAAAGAUGACAGACUUGGACAACAUGUCCCAACGUUACAUCCCACUUCAGAAGAACUAACCAUUGCUGGCAUGACCUUUACAACGUUUGAUCUGGGAGGGCAUGUUCAAGCUCGAAGAGUAUGGAAAAACUACCUUCCUGCUAUCAAUGGCAUUGUAUUUCUGGUGGAUUGUGCAGACCAUGAGAGGCUGUUAGAAUCAAAAGAAGAACUUGAUUCACUAAUGACAGAUGAAACCAUUGCUAAUGUGCCUAUACUGAUUUUUGGGAAUAAGAUCGACAGACCUGAAGCCAUCAGUGAAGAGAGAUUACGAGAGAUGUUUGGUUUAUAUGGUCAGACAACAGGAAAGGGCAAUGUAUCUCUGAAAGAACUGAAUGCCCGGCCACUGGAAGUUUUUAUGUGCAGUGUGCUCAAAAGGCAAGGUUAUGGAGAAGGCUUCCGCUGGAUGGCUCAGUACAUUGACUAACACCACCAACCUGCCUCAGGUCCAGGUCUUGCCAUUCAGGCCUACUCAGAGAUUUGAUUGUUGAACAUGCAUAACUUGAAUUCAAUAGACUUUUGUUGGUUAGAAAACAGAUAUUUUUUAGAUUAUUAAUACUAUAUCGACUUAAUUUGAGUGACAAUUGAAAACUGAUUCAAGUAAGUUUGAAUAUCACAAUGUUAGCUUUCUAAUUCCAUGAAGAUAAUUAGUUUUUACCGUUUGUAAUCUGACAUGACCCCCAGCGCCAUUUAUAAACAGCAACUUUUCAGCAGUACAUUUGAAGCACUUUUUAACAAUAUGAAACUACAAAUAUAAACUAUAAUUAAAAGCUCAUCAUGUUAAAUUUUUUAUGUACUUUUGGAACUAGUUUUUAAAUUUUAGAUUAUAUCUCCACCUAUCUUAAGUAUACAGUUAAUAAUUAGCUUAUUGAUGAUUGCAUGAUGCCUUACAGGUUUCAAUAAUAUUUUUUCUUAUGCAAACGUCAUGCAAUAAAAUAGACCCGUAUGUUUGGCAUCUUUGUUGGACAAAUGUUUCAUUUUAAUGUGUCUUAUCUAGCUAGUAUGCUCUGAAAUGGAAUAUUUAUAUUAUACACAUGAGGUGGUUGUUGGGAAAGGAGAUUGCUUCAGAAUAUUUAGAAUAAUGUUUCAGUUCCUAGAGACUUUUGCAUUUACCAGGAGACAAGUUGUGUUUGAUUGUACUUUAUACCACUUUAUCUCUGAAUCCUGUGCAUUUUAAUCAGGAACACUACCAUUCCCAGUGUUGAUAGGGUCCGUGUCCUAGUCCCUAUGGGAUUGGCCUUCUAAAGAAAAGCACAUCUUCUGGUACACCACAGGUUGGUUUUUGGUUUGCUAGGCCCCUAUAGGUCCAUUCCAGUUGUCUAAUUCUCAAGUGCUCCAAUCUUAUUGAUGCCUGGUUUGGUAAUCUGUGCCUGGUCACCAAACGUAGUGACAGGCACCAGCCUCCCCGCAUUUAGAGGUACUCCCCAGGCUCUUGAUACGUAAUGGCACUUCCCAGAGCAAGUGACAAAUAGGGUCUUGUGCAGUUCAUUGCAGGGACCCGUGAAUCUGUGGGAAAAGAAAGCCCGUUCUGCUCCAGUUGUCAUUGAAAUUGUGGAGAUAUUGCUCCUGUCCCAGAGCUCUUUUGCAUUCUUUGUCAUAUUUUAUUUCUUGGAAAGAAAGUGUAUGCUUUUUUUCUUUUCCUUAGUUGCUCUCAGCCAGCUGUUACAUUACAGCAUAAAGGCUUUUACUUUUAGAUGUAAUACUUGCCAUGUGAUAGUGUCCGCAAACCUCACUGAUAAACUCACUAACAAAAUUUUGGUUAGUUUUUAAAAACAUUUUAAUUUCCUAAGACAUUGAGUGUUUUUUUUUUUCCAUUUGAGGUUCCACUAAUUAGUAAAAUAAGAUGAAAGAUUAAGUGCCAAAUACAUAUAUUUAAAGACUCUCAAGCUUAAGAUUUCUCUCUUGGUUAUAAACCGAGAUUUUAUAGUAUAUUUAACCAAUUCCAUUGAAAAUAGAUUGCUCUGGCUCCAUCAAGAAUAAUUUAAAUAUUAAAAUUAGUGUUUUCUCUAGCUGUUGUCCAAAUCAGUCACCACAGCCUGUCAUCGGUAAUGUUAACACAUGAGGCAGGUAAGGAUGAGGAGUAUGACUGGAAGGAACUACCAGUGAGCUAAGCCAACAAGGCCAUUUCUUCACAUAACAUUGGGUUUUAGUGAUUUGGCUGUUCUAUUUCACUUUCAGCUUCCUUCCAAAUGAAAAUAAAAGCUUCUUCCCUGCUUAGAAACAUCAGUAGUACCAUGGGAAAAGUAGAAAAUAACAUUUCUGCCUGUUGGUUUAUUUUGCCAGCUGUUUAAAGUCCUCACUUCUGACGGCAUGACUAACAGAACUAAGCCUUAUUAAAAGUAACUGCCUCUUGUU